CCCACCCCUACCCCGACGCGUGGCCUAUGUUGUGUGUGUAACAACGAUUGCGCGUUAAUCUUGUAUGCAGUGCUGUGAACAAUGUCAGAUGUAACAAUGGCAAGCCGCUGUGUAUUGUCAAGCGGUCCCGCGCUCUGACCAGCAAACGCGUGCGGUCAAACCACCCCCGCGUGCGUCCAGCAGCGGACUGAUCGGCGGCCCAGCGGCUGCGUGAGGCGCUGCUGGUGUUGGGGGGUGGUGUCGCCAUCUUCGCCGGGCACGCCACCGUCUCGGGCGAUGAGCGGUUCUAUCGCGAGCUGCUCAUGCCGGCGCUGCGUCGAGUCGUGCCGCCUGAGGCGGCGCACACGCUCUCCAUCCGCCUGCUGGCGCUGGGCCUCGGCCCUCGCCUACGCCCCACACGGAACGACGGCCCUGCGCUGGAGACGCGCGUGUUUGGCCGCACGUUCGCAAACCCCGUGGGCAUCGCGGCCGGCUUCGACAAACACGGCGAGGCAGUGGACGGCCUCUUCCACCUGGGCCUCGGCUUUGUGGAGGUCGGCAGCAUCACUCCGCUCCCGCAGCCCGGAAACCCCAAGCCUCGCGUGUUCCGGUUGAGCGAGGACAGCGCAGUCAUCAACCGGUACGGGUUCAACAGCGACGGGCACGAGGUGGUGGCGGCACGUCUGGGGGCACGGGCGGACGCGCAGAAGGAGCUGUCUCGAGGUGGGCAUCCCCUUGGCAUCAACCUGGGCAAGAACAAGCUCUCGCCCAGCGCCGCGGAUGACUACGUGGCGGGGGUGACGCGCUUUGGCCCGCUGGCCGACUACCUUGUGGUGAACGUGUCUUGCCCCAAUACGCCGGGCCUACAGGUCCUUCAGGGAUGCUCCGAACUCAGGGCCCUGCUGCAGCAGGUUGUGCGUGCGCGUGACGCACUGCCCACUCCACACAGGCCGGCCUUGCUGCUCAAGAUCGCGCCGGACCUCACCGACGAGGCCAAGCGCGACAUCGCAGCCGUUGUCACGGAGAUGGGUGUGGACGGCCUUAUUGUGAGCAACACCACUUUGAGCCGGCCGGCGGGCCUGCAGUCUGCUCACCGCACCGAGACCGGGGGGCUGAGCGGGGUGCCGCUCCGAGAGCUGUCCACGCAGACCGUGCGAGACAUGUACAAACUCACCGGAGGCUCCGUGCCAAUCGUGGGGGUCGGCGGGAUAACAAACGGCGCCGACGCGUUCGAGAAGAUCAACGCUGGGGCCUCGCUUGUGCAGCUCUACACGGCGCUCAUGUACCAGGGCCCGCCCGUCAUUGCGCGCGUCAAGCGCGAGCUGCAGGACCUGCUCAGUGAACACGGCUACAGCAGCGUGGCCGAGGCUGUAGGGGCCGAACAUCGGGAACCCCGGACCGGAUUGCCGCGGCAGGCGGAGCGUAAUGCGGGGGGUGCGGCGGCGUGACGGACGCGAUGUGGCUGAGCUGUGCAGCGGUGGUGUCGGGGAGAACCGUAGCUGUGAGCCGGAUUUUUCUGCCGAAAGAACGUUAGCACCAACAACCUGGGAAUCGUUUUAUUUUUGUAUUUUUAAACGAGCAAUAGUUUUGCAUUAAGUAGGAGUGAUCUGGAGAAUCUGCAGAACGCUCAUCACACAUACAUGGGAUAACACUCAUUUGGUCUGUGGAGAUUAAUUCACGAGUCCUCCUUGUUCUGCUGUCAUCCACUGGCACACCUCACGGCCUAGCUGGUCUAGGAGUUUAACAAAUCCCUACGAAAUACUCUAAAAAACUUGCCUCUCCACAGGUGUGCGCCACUGUAUCCAGCUCAUACGUUUGUGCUUUCCUGAAUUUUUAUCACCAAUGAAGUUUCGUGAAAGGUUUCACGAGUAUAAUAUAUGAAUUUCGAUCGCUGCCUUCAUAUGUAUUUUGUAUUGGUACAUCCUCGCAAAAGUUAAUUUGUAAUUGUUAACACGAGCUGUGGAUGUGCUGCUGCACUCGCGAUAAUCGCUUGUGCGCAUUAACGUCAAGCGGACGCACAACGCGUCCCACUCGAUGGCUAUUUGUAUUUUUGUAAAGCUGAUGUAAAAAGCGGCGGUUGCCUUUUCCCCACUACCCAUCGCUCACUUGCUUGGCCGAGCAAAUUUGGCGAUAGUGUCGACUUUCCGAUGUGUGCUCGUUACAAAGCUGUUGCGACAGAAGAACAACACCUUGAUGACCUGCCGACAAUCGAGCCGUCCCGCGUGGAAUUGACAUCACACGGCUUCUUCAAAGGGUCCCCGCUCAAGUUAGACGCCCCCAAAAAAUCUAGCAUCACUCCCAAGACAUCUCGACAAACAGUGUAAUAUGCACGGUGCGGCAAUAUUCAGGAACAGUAGAAACUUCAUUCCUAUGAUGUAGGAGAAGAUACAAGCUGAGUGUAAUAUUCGUAUGAUUAAUAAGAUGAAUGUGGGAAGAUCACUGCAUACAUUUCCGCAGUUGUGCUCUACAGCUCUCCAAUGCGUUUUUGCGUUAUACCACUGUCCGAAGUUUCACUCCACAUACAAGGAGCUUCUUUAGGAACCGACCUGAGCUCCCCUAGCUUGUACUAUUUUCUAAAUAUAUAAAACGGGGCCCCAAAAUCGCCCUACGGCAAUGGAGCUUCUUUCAGGUCCUGAAAUUCGUGAAGAAGCUCCCAGCAAGUGGAGCUAAACGUUGGACAUGGUGGCAAACAACCCCACGUGGUACAACCCCUAACCACGUCGUAGAGGGAAUGUUCAAGCAUCCUAUGUAUGAAACGGUUUGAGAGGUGUGUGUGUGCAUGCAAACGGUGAACGGUUGCAGCGUCGUCAUUGGCCAUGAUUGAUCUGCUUGCAUGAAGGGCUCUGCAAGCCAUUGCACACAGUUUGAGCAUCUCCUGCUAUUUUUCUGCACAGACGUAUGGUUCCUGGCAUUUUCCCACACCCUGUGCAGUAUUCGAAAUGAUUUACAGAAAAAUGCCAAAAACGAAACAGGAGUCGAAAAUGUACGAGUAAUUGCAACCAGAUGGUGCGUGUACUAUUCGUACACGAGGCGACUUUAGGCAAUGCCAAAGCAAUGAGAUUAGUGUGCACGAUGCGCGAGUGUGUUGCGCACGCUAUUCGUGUGUUCAUGUCGCUGUGCAGUUUAUAUGUGUGUGGUUGUGGAAUGAUUCGUAUCUGAUCACAAGUUAAAUGCGUGUCGUAAACACUCCUCCACCUGAGAACGCCGAUUAGUAAAAUAAUUUCAACGAAUGUUGGCAAUUUAUGAAUAACAAAUGAUAUUAACGUCCGUUAGUAAAGCAGCAUCUUCCAAAUGUUACGACAGCUCAUGCGAUCUGACCCAAAAAUAAAUUGUGAAGCAAUGUUGGUAGCGAAAACCUACAUGGUAAUUUCACCAACCUCUGUGUGGUUGUGGAAUAUUGUGUCCCAUUGUAUGCUUGACAAAUCAGGCCAGUUGCACUUUGACCAAUUGAUCCGAGCAGCUUCUAUAUAAGAGUAUUAUACAACAUGUACUUCCUUAUUUUAAGUUUUGCUGGCUGGUGUGCAGACAGGCAAGUGCGUGCUGAUGACGUCACCACGCACAUCUGUGACGACGUCACGCGUAUCCCACAACAAGUGCAGGUUUCGUGUGUGUUGACGUCACGCCUCCCCCACUCACCCUCCACCCCAGCCAUGUCGCCCGCGCAAUUGCGUGGGCAGUGCUCGUAUAAAUAACUAAAUAGAUCGGCAAUGUCUCCUUCACGUAUCCAUAUCUCCACAUUAAAAUAUACAAAAGGACGCAGGCGAGUUUUGUGCACGCCACUAAAACGCAUGCGGCGCAGGGGGCAUUGUGUACUUUGUGAGAAAUACUUUGUCAGAUUUGACAUGACAUUUUCAUAGGGUCCAGUAUUUGAGUGAACCCAGUCAUGAAAUGUCAAGUUUUUCUCAAAAUUACUGGACUCAUUACAACAGCCAUCGCUAUAUUCUGUUUUACAAUAUAUGUUACAACCACGUGCCAAUCUUCUGCUGGAGGAAAGCAUCCCCCGUGCCGUGUGAGCGAGCCAUGAUGGUUUAAAUUUUGCCUUAAAACUGUCGUGACUGCAGGAAUUCAUAUUCUCGGUUCUUUCGGUAAAGUCACGUAGGUAGAAUGAUGGUUUGUUUAUUUUAAUCAUACUUCACCAUACUGCAUGGUCAGUACUGGUUGGGUAUGCAGUAUUUAAGAUGUCAUCCAACGCUGACGUUAACUGGCGGCUGGGAAUCGAACUCUGGUGGCUGGGUUCAUCGCACAGCGCUAACUGCUGUUCUGCCACUGCACCCCAACUGCUAUAUAUAAUGUACAGCAGUGGUCAGCAUGGUGUGUUUGUGUGACUGUGUGUGUGUAUAUAUGCUCUGUAAGCCGAUAUGGCUGUAUACGUGACUGGUCUCGCCGCCCACUGAGCCCACCAACCGAAGCUCAUUGUAUCGCCGGGCCACUGUCAGAGCUUUCCAUCAUCAUCCUCGUCCCAUUCGCCUCCUCGCCUCCACCCUCGACAGCACAGCUCCAACCAGUGCCACCCUUGCACUGAUUAAACUAAUUAUUUGGGGGGGGAUGCUGCGUUAGAAGUGGUGCAUAAGCACAACUAACAAAACAAAUCAACACAUUCGUCAGUAACAAUGGGCGUAAAAGGAAAUAUAUAAUCGGCGACGUUUCGGUUAAUGGCCCUUCAUAGCACAUGAAUAGAGAGGUCAGAGAUAAUGUGGAAGAUCAGAGUUGGAGACCACUUAAUAUCAUGGGGCCUGAUGAUAAUAAAAUAACAUUUAUAAUGUUUUCUGAUGACCGGUUUUUUUUAUUGGAAUAUGAAUAGUUACCUAAGAGUAGCUAUUGGGUAAUGGACAAACCUUUAAGUAAUCAAACAUUAUUACUAAAUAAACUCAAAGUUACAUUGCAUUGUGGGACGAUUGCUUCUCGUGAGCACAAGGCACUCAUUUAGGCACUUGAGUAUUUAGCGGGAUUUAGCCAGCAGUCGGGUUCUCCGAAUAAUUUUCAGGAGGAUCCUACAUUUGGCUGUUUGGGCAAUGCCAUUAAUUAUUUUGGUUUCGUGUGUAAAAAAAACCCGGGGGACUCGGGGAGAAAAACCCACGCGACUACGUGAAGAGAGGAAGGCCUUAGGGUCGGGAUCGAACCUACGAUCUCCUGUAAUCCAGGCAAGGUAGUUAACAUCUUUCCACCGUGGCACCACCACUCCCAUCCAGCAAUGGAUUGACAAACAUGCUGCACUAUAACAAUAGGUUUUACCCUUUCUGGCAAUAAAACAGGUGUCGAGAUGUUAAAACCUCAAACAGAAUCCGUA
Molecule: messenger RNA, 5266 nt
Organism: Petromyzon marinus (sea lamprey)
Lineage: Eukaryota; Metazoa; Chordata; Hyperoartia; Petromyzontiformes; Petromyzontidae
Gene: DHODH
Product: dihydroorotate dehydrogenase (quinone)
Biological process (GO): 'de novo' pyrimidine nucleobase biosynthetic process; pyrimidine ribonucleotide biosynthetic process
Cellular component (GO): cytoplasm; mitochondrial inner membrane
Molecular function (GO): dihydroorotate dehydrogenase activity
Source: RefSeq, a predicted model, not a curated record